AUGAAGCGAGAGUUCAGCUCUGGUUCCGGCAGAUUCAAAGUCUCUUCGGAAGAUUUCUUCCUGGACGACAUCGCCGAAGCCGAUGAAGUCGACAUCGAAACGUGCAGCUCGCGCCCGAGACCUUUCUGGCUCUCCGGCAACAUGAUUCCGAUCGCAGACCGGAUUUCCUUCGUGGGCUGCUCGAUCCCUCCGAGCAACGAAGAUGACAGCCUUGUCUUCGUCGACAUGGAAAAUUUCCUGGUGUACUACCCGUUCGCCUACGACUUUGGCCCCGUCAAUCUUGGCUCCAUCCACCACUUUGUCGUCCACCUCAACACAGUUCUCGAGCGCCAUCCGGAUCAGUGGAUCGUGUUGAGGUGUGCACCGGACAUGCAAGUGGUAACCAACGCCGUCAUGAUGAUCGGAGCGUACCUGAUCGUAGAGGGGAUCUCAGAGCCCGACAACGUGUUCUCCGAAGAGCUCAACGAGGAAACAAGAAACUUGCUUCCAUACCAUGACGCUACCUACUUGCCGACCUCCUUCACCAUCUCAGUGGAGGACGUGUGGGCGGGGCUAGCGAAGGCCAUGAAGCAAGGAUGGUUCAGUGUGGGUGGCUCAGAGCAUGAGGGCUUUGACUGCGAGGAGUACGAUCACUAUGACGACCCUUGCAACGGUGACCUGCAUCGCAUCAUCCCGGACAAGCUCAUCGCAUUCAAGGGGCCUGUGGAUCACAUGCACAACCGAGACUGGUUUGAUGAGAACUAUGUCAGGAUGUUCCAUCCGAGGUUCUUCGUUGAUGUCUUCAAGGAGAUGGAUGUGAAGUGUGUCAUCCGGCUCAAUGGGCCCAAGUACGACAAGGAGACGUUCGAGGAGAACGGCAUCAAGGUCGUUGACAUCUUCCUCGAAGACAAUGCUGUUCCCUCCACCCACAUCCUACAUCGCUUCCUGCAAGCCGUUGAGCUCGCCGAUGGACUCGUUGCUGUCCACUGCGACAAUGGGCUAGGAAGGACGGGCACCAUGAUAGCGGCCUACCUCAUUGCUUUCCGUGGAUUCACUGCCCGUGAGGCUAUCGGGUGGAUGCGUCUGGCUCGCCCAGGGUCUGUCAUCGGAGUACAGCAAGAGUUCCUCGUCGAGCGAGAGUUCGCCCUGCAACGGGCUGGCUUCGUAAUGAAGUCUAGGUCCUCCAAGUUCAUCCUUGAUGCCGGUUUAGACGGGGAUCUCAAGGUGCUCAGUUCUGUUCAUCCUCUCUCGAGUCUGGACCAUGAACCCGAGGGGACUGGAAACGAAAGGAAAAUCCCUGGCAUCAGCGAAGUAAACCAGCCUCCUUCCUGA
Messenger RNA from Guillardia theta CCMP2712, 1311 nucleotides. RefSeq lists its product as hypothetical. The transcript is spliced from 17 exons. Lineage: Eukaryota; Cryptophyceae; Pyrenomonadales; Geminigeraceae. The coding region runs from base 1 to 1311 and encodes 436 amino acids. Gene Ontology annotation, molecular function: protein tyrosine/serine/threonine phosphatase activity. Gene Ontology annotation, biological process: protein dephosphorylation; microtubule cytoskeleton organization; positive regulation of cytokinesis. The record is from RefSeq and is a predicted model, not a curated record.